UCUGUCCUGCUCCUGUCACUGCUGCUGAAGCUUCCAGCCUCUGAGAACAGGACAGAGAAGCCACUCUGUUUCCCCCAAAUCAGCCCCAGCCUUGUCAGAAAUGGGGAUCUCAUGAUUGGGACCUUUCUCUCCAUGUAUUCAGUUGAAGUGAGCAGUGUCACAGGAGCAGGACUCUUUGGGAGUAAACCUGACAAGGACCGUCAGAAUUAUAAGUGGCUAUACAAAAAUUACCAACAAGCCCUGGCCCUAAUGUUUGCUGUAGAGGAGAUCAACAGGGACCCUAACCUGUUGCCCAAGUUCCACCUCUACAACACCUCCCACAGUGAUGAGAGGACCUUGGAGAGCUCCCUGCACUGGCCGUCUGGGCAGGGCCAGCUCAUCCCUAACUACAGCUGCUGGGAGCAGGACACGUCUGUGGCUGUUACUGGAGGAGCCACCCCAGCUCUGUCUGUCCAGAUGGGGACCCUGCUUGACCUCUACAAAUAUCCUCAGAUCACCUUUGGGCCAUUUGAUCCCAUCCUGUGUAACAGGGCUCAGUUUCCUUCUCUUUACCAGAUGGCCCUCAGGCCCUCUUCCCUACAUAAAGGUAUGGUCAGAUUAAUGAUUCACUUUGAAUGGACAUGGGUAGCUCUGGUGACUGUAGAUGAUCUGAGAGGAGAGAAAUUCCUUCAGGAACUGACAUUGGAGAUGGCAAAUAAUGGUAUCUGCGUGCCCUUAACAGAGAAGAUUCCAGUCAGUGAGAGAAGACACGCAGAAUCAGAGGUAACAUUCAUGCCCAGAAUCGUGAUAUCAGCAUCCAAAGUGAUUUUCAUUCAUGGUGAUACAGAUUCAUUAAUGAUCUUGAGAUAUUCACAAUUUCCUUAUAACUAGUCAUGGAAGGUGUGGGUCCCCAGCUCUCACUUGGACAUUACCAUGAGACCCCAAUAUAUUCAUGGUUAUAAUUUCCAUGGGUCACUUACAUUUUCACACCUAACAAGUGAAGUUCCUGGUUUUAAGCCUUUUCUCAGGACAGUGAACCCUGCUAAGUACUCAGAGGACAUUGUACUGAAAGAAUUCUGGUACUCCACAUUCAGAUGUACAGAUGACCCUGAAAAAUGGAAGCAAGAAGAAUGUUCACUAAAUGCCUCCUUAGAGACUUUGCCUUUGCUUUACUUCCACAUGACCAUGUCUGACUUGAGUUACACUGUCUACAAUGGUGUUUAUGCUGUGGCUUGGGCCCUCCAUGAAAUGUUCCUGAUGAAAUUAGAAGAAGGAUCCAUGUUAGAAGGAGAAAACUGGAUUCCUCAUUCAUGGCAACUCCAUUCCUUUCUAAAGAAUAUCCAGUUUAACAAUAGUGCUGGCGAUCAGGUGUUUAUGGACGAGAAUAGAAACCCUGAGGCUCAAUAUAACAUCCUGAACUAUGUAACCUUCAAUAUGGAUGGCAAAGCCAUGGUGAAAGUUGGACAGUUUAUCCCCAAGGCUGAGCCUGGUCAUGAUUUUACCAUUAAUGAGGAGGCCAUAGUGUGGAGCUGGACAUAUACUGAGGUUCCCAGAGCCACGCGCAGUGAGAGCUGUGGUCCUGGAUUCAGGCAAACCCCUCUGGAGGGACAGCCCAUCUGCUGUUUCAACUGUUCUCUGUGCCCUGAGGGAGAGAUCUCCAAUGAGAUGAAUAUGAAGCACUGUGUGAAGUGCCCAGAAGAUGAGUAUCCAAAUAAGGAAAGAAAUGGAUGUCUCCCCAGGGUUGUGACUUUCCUGGAUUUUUCAGAACCUUUAGGGGUAAUUCUGAUCUGUGUAGCUCUUUCCUUUUCUCUAAUGACAGCUCUGGUUCUCUGGAUAUUUGUGAAGUUUCAAGACACCCCCAUAGUGAAAGCCAACAACCGGGCUCUCAGCUAUACUCUCCUCAUCUCUCUCAACCUCUGUUUCCUCUGCUCCCUGCUCUUCAUUGGCCAUCCAACAUCAGUCACCAGCCUCCUCAGACAAACAAUAUUUGGGGUUGUGUUCACUGUAGCUGUGUCCUCCAUUUUGGCCAAAACUACCAUGGUUGUUCUGGCUUUCAGUCUCACAACACCAGGGAGCAGGGAUAGAAUAUGGGUGCAAUCCAGAGUGUCGAACUGUGUUGUUGUUAUCUGUCCUGGGAUUCAAGUGGUUCUCUGUGCCAUCUGGCUGGGAACCUCAACACCUUUCCCAGACAGAGAUACACACUCUGAACCAGGUCAGAUCAUCAUUGGGUGCAAUGAGGGUUCUGUCAUUGCCUUCUACUCUAUCCUGGGCUACAUGGGAUUCCUAUCACUGUGCAGCUUCACUGUGGCUUUCCUGGCCAGGAACCUUCCUGAUACCUUCAGUGAAGCCAAGUUCAUCACAUUCAGCAUGCUGGAGUUCUGCAGUGUGUGGGUCUCCUUCCUCCCAACAUACCAGAGCACCAAGGGCAAGGCCAUGGUUACUGUGGAAAUCUUCUCUAUCCUGGCAUCCAGUGCUGGGUUACUAAGCUGCAUCUUUAUUCCCAAGUGUUACGUGAUCCUGCUGAGGCCAGACAGAAACACCCAGAAAAGUAUAAAGAAUAAAGUAGCUUCCAUGGGAAGGAAUCAUUCUGGAUCAUUGCCUCCUAAUUCCUUCCAGGGGCAUAAUCGACUUGAAGGAUAA
Molecule: messenger RNA, 2619 nt
Organism: Vombatus ursinus (common wombat)
Lineage: Eukaryota; Metazoa; Chordata; Mammalia; Diprotodontia; Vombatidae
Product: vomeronasal type-2 receptor 26-like
Biological process (GO): G protein-coupled receptor signaling pathway
Cellular component (GO): membrane
Molecular function (GO): G protein-coupled receptor activity
Source: RefSeq, a predicted model, not a curated record